AUGGCCGACAGCCCCGAUCUUCGACCGAUUGUGAUUUCCGGUCCCUCAGGGGUUGGCAAAGGGACGCUAAUUCAGAAGCUUUUCGAUACACACCCGGGCACCUUUGGACUUACCGUGUCUCAUACCACGCGUGAACCGCGACCGGGCGAAGUCGAGGGAGUCGCUUACUUCUUCGUCUCUCGCUCCGAGUUUUCCUCCCUGUGCUCCCAGGGCGCUCUAGUGGAGUACGCAUGUUUCAGUGGCAAUUACUAUGGCACGAGCAAGCAGGCCAUCGAAAACCAGGCUAGCAAAGGUUUAAUUGUGGUGCUGGACAUUGAGAUGCAGGGCAUCAAGCAAAUGAAGGCGAAUCCCAACUUCAAUGCACGAUACGUUUUUAUCAAACCACCAAGUUUCGAAGCACUAGAGACUCGUCUCAGGGGCCGUAGAACUGAAAAUGAGGAAAAUAUCCAGGAAAGGCUUUCCCAGGCCCACAUUGAAUUUGAUUAUGCCGACUUGCCGGCAACUUUGAUAAGAUCAUUGUCAACGAUGGUGUUGAAAAGGCAUAUCAGGAGCUUGAGAAGCUUUGUGUUUGGAUCACCGUCGCGAGAUCAUACUUAA
Molecule: messenger RNA, 597 nt
Organism: Penicillium chermesinum
Lineage: Eukaryota; Fungi; Ascomycota; Eurotiomycetes; Eurotiales; Aspergillaceae
Product: guanylate kinase
Exons: 1
Coding region: 1-597 (198 amino acids)
Biological process (GO): purine nucleotide metabolic process
Cellular component (GO): cytosol
Molecular function (GO): GMP kinase activity
Source: RefSeq, a predicted model, not a curated record